CCACAAAAAUGAGUAUAGAAUAGAAUCUGCUCCUCCACCAACUUUACCUGGCUCUAUAUAUACCACCAUUGAGAGUUUGACAUGAGCACAACCAUAAUAAUAAUAAUAAGAAAAAGAAGAAGAAGAAGAAGGUCAUUAUUUUUUUUCUCAGCUGAAAGGAAAUGGCCACGAGGUGUCUUUGGUGUGGCCUAAUGCUACAAGUUCCUCCCCAUGCACAAAGUGUGGCGUGUCCAGGCUGCAAAACCGUCAUUCACCUGCCGCGGCGAAGUGCUACCCUCAGUUACGGCGGCGGUGGCGGCUACAGACCUUUUCCCGCCUAUCAGACGCAGCGGCCAUCAUAUCUUCCGGUGGCUCCGCCGCAAGUGAUGAUGCAGCAGAACAGGAGGAGGCGCGCCGUUCUCUGCGGGAUCACCUAUCAAGGGCACAAGAAGAGUCUCAAAGGAAGUGUUAACAAUGUCAGUUCCAUACGUCAACUUCUUGUCUCUGUGUUGGGGUUUCCACCUUCAUCUAUCCUUGUCCUUACAGAAAACGAGAGAGACCCGAGCAGGAUCCCGACCAAGGCCAACAUCAGAGAAUCUAUGAAUUGGUUGGUACGAGGUUGCCAGCCGGGAGACUCAUUGGUGUUCUACUACUCGGGGCACGCCUCACAAGUGAUAGAUCGUGAUGGAGAUGAGGUGGAUGGGAUUGACGAAUCAAUUUGCCCCCUCGAUUAUGAGACAGAGGGAAAGAUACUCGACGAUGAGAUUAAUGCAAAACUCGUGAGGCCAUUGACUCAUGGUGUCACACUUCAUGCCAUAAUGGACACCUGCUUCAGUGGAACCUCCCUAGAUCUUCCCUUUGUGUGCAGAAUGAACAGGGAGGGGUAUAUGAAGUGGGAAGAUCAUAGGAAUCCAUAUAGCAGCAUAUACAAAGGCACUAGUGGAGGAACUGCAAUAAGUAUCAGUGCAUGUGAUGAUGAUCAGAACUCUGCAGACACUACAGCUUUCACCGGAAGCGCGAUUGGUGCACUGACUUAUAGUUUCAUCAAAGCUUUAAAUGAGAAGCCUAAGUUGACAUAUGGUCAAUUACUUGUGUCCUUACAAAACCUAAUUGCGCAAAUCCAGGAGGAACCAUUCUCAGAUGGUACAUCUGCACCACCACCUCAGGUGCCUCAAUUAUCAUCUUCAGAGAGGUUCGACAUUCACUCCAAGAUCAUGACACUGUAGAAGCUCUGAAUCUAAUAAUCUACCACGGAGUAUAUACAUAAGCAUCAAUAGUUUUUAGAAACAUGUCACAUGGUGUGAUCUUAUAAAUGUGAAGUAUGUAAUAAAGCUUCCUUCUAUUAUGCAUGGUGAAGACUAAAAGUGAAAUAAACUUGAGACGUGUUUUUUGUGUUUUACCAAAUAAGGUAGCAACAAUCUCUCGAAACUAAGAACUGCUCGGUAAAAGAAAAAGAUCAUCAUCCG
Messenger RNA from Cuscuta campestris, 1445 nucleotides. Lineage: Eukaryota; Viridiplantae; Streptophyta; Magnoliopsida; Solanales; Convolvulaceae. The record is from the annotation of a GenBank genome assembly.